AUGCAGCUAGCAUCCAUCUUCGUUGCACCUCCUCCAAUCUUUGGCCGUCAUCUUGCCUCUACGCCUGCGCCGUCUGUCGGCAUUGCGUUGUUCUCUGGUGCUGCAAUCGCGCUGGCUUCGCUGUCCACGCCAGCGCUAGUGACUUACGACCGUCCAUUGUUCGUCCACAGUCCGCGUCAUUUGCGCGUAGCCCUCGCCCUCGCCCUCGCCCUCGCCCUCGCCCUCAGUCGAUUGCUGUUUCUGUUCUGCUGUUGUUGCUGUGCCGCUGCUGUACUACCGGCCCACUGCCUCCCCGCCUAUUCAGGCAUCUCACCUCACCUGCGUCCCCAACCCCACACCAGACACACGGUCGGAGGAAGGCUUUCCCAGCACCCAAGGCCCGCAGAGCUGCCGGCGCACCGCGCUCGAGGGCAUACCGCACUCUUGAAAGACACUCCCAACUUGGCGCAUUCACUGCCACGCCCCAUGCAGCGCCUGCUGCCAGCCCAGGCCUGCGCCGACGACUUCGUCAUCGUGAGAUACCAUGUCGGCCUUUGCUACCCAGGCAUAUCAGCAACAUUGCCUCGCAUAGAAGGCAAGGUCGAGAUCCGCCCUCUCGUGGGUGUCUCCGCGCCUGUCAAUGUCUCCCUCGUUACCAUCGCACUCCAUCGUCGUGAAACCAUACACCCCUCCGCCGACUCGGUUACGAAGAAGCAUCUGGCAGCACCGCGCAAGGAGAUCACCGAUAUUGUUGGCAAGGAGAUGCUGCUGUACCGCUGUGCGGCUGGUAGAGAUCACGAAAGCAUACUGUGCAUGGACCUGCCCUUUGUUAUUUUCAUUCCAUACGGUCGAGGCGGCGAAGAGGUGGCUAGAAGAGUACCUCCUGCCAGUCUGCAACUACCGAGUCGCACGGCUGAGACUUUCUAUGAGCUAGUCGUGACCUUGCAGCAAGGACCACAGGAACAGAGAAAAUACGCGUUCCCCGUUCCAAUCCAACGAUACGACACCCUCUCCACGUUUGGCAUGUACAAUCGCCCCGAGAGCGCAGAACGAGUGACAGACCACCUGGUCACACUGGGCAUCAGUUUACCGCGCUGGAGCUAUGGCCCUCUAGACCCUGUCUCUGUAUAUAUCAAACUCAGCCCGAACCAAGACUGGCUGAGUAAAGCGAAGAAAGUCACGAUAAAACAAAUCACAGUCGGUAUAGAUGAGGAAAUCAUCUUCAAUCAUGAAGGCGACGAGCCGACACGCAAAGUCAAGACACUAGCCAAAACAACACAGGCUGUAGGUGUCAAGAUGCCAGAGGCAGGCUACUUCACUAAUCUUGGGUUGGUCUUCCCAGCAAAAGACCUGAGAGACAGCGACGGCGUGAUCCCAAGAGGCAAGAAAGAAUUUCCCAUGUAUGCGGUGACUGGCUUCACGACAACAGGGACAUUGUACAAGAUUGAGUAUUACCUCACCGUCAAAGCACAAAUGUCGUCAGCACGCGAUAUUCUGCUCCGCCAGCCCAUCGUUGUAUGCCCGUUCGACCACGCAGGUUGCAAGGAAGAGAUGGAAGCGAUCGAGCAGGCGGCCAAGGACGCAGCGCACGUUGCGCCCGACAACCCGAUGCUACCCGCUAGUACUAUUAUUCGAGCGAACGACCCAGAUGGUUUGAGAGCUCUUGGAAUUGCUAUUGUUGGAGGGGUGAGGAAACCGCUGAUUGAGUGA
This is a messenger RNA of Plenodomus lingam JN3, 1689 nucleotides long. Lineage: Eukaryota; Fungi; Ascomycota; Dothideomycetes; Pleosporales; Leptosphaeriaceae. The record is from RefSeq and is a predicted model, not a curated record.